Molecule: messenger RNA, 1268 nt
Organism: Episyrphus balteatus (marmalade hoverfly)
Lineage: Eukaryota; Metazoa; Arthropoda; Insecta; Diptera; Syrphidae
Product: brachyurin-like
Exons: 4
Coding region: 390-1256 (288 amino acids)
Biological process (GO): proteolysis
Molecular function (GO): serine-type endopeptidase activity
Source: RefSeq, a predicted model, not a curated record
GUAACUGAUGGAAAAACACCUAUAGUUGGUCAUAAAAAUACUAAGUACACAAUAUCGUUAUCGACAGGGUUAAAAAGUAUGACCCUAUUGUAACAUUCUUUUCCAACCUUGAAAAUGUUUUUUUCCUUUGUUUCAUUUAAGUUUUUUUUAAACUAUAAUACAUUUUAUUACAUUGGAAGGUUAAGUUGCAUUUUUCAUUCAUAUCUUUGCAGUCGAUAACAUACUUUUUCUUAUCAUCAAAAAUGAUUUGAUAUUAAUGGUCAAGUUAUAUUAUCAAAAUGUUACAAAAUGCAACAUACAUUUAUGUUUCGAAAGAGGGUUGAUAGUUUUUUUUUUAUGUAUAAAAAAGACGUUUCGGACGAAAAGUCAAUCAUUAACUUUCUAACGCUAUGAAGAUUUUGUCGAUAUUUUUACUCUUUUCGGUUGCCUUUGUGGCUUCUGAAAAUCAACAUAAAAACCAAACUUUAUUACAUCCAAGACAUAUUCAACCAAAUAUUACUUUAAUACAUCGUGGACGAUCAUUUCUUGGCUCUCGAAUUGUUGGUGGACAAAAUGCUUUGAAAAAUCAAUUUCCCUAUCAAGUUGGACUUCAGAUUUAUUUAAGCGAUGAUGAUUCUUCGUUUUGUGGAGGAACUUUGAUUUCAAAACGUUCUGUUUUAACUGCUGCACAUUGCUGUGAAGGUGCUGCAAAAAUUACAGUUGUUUUAGGAGCAAUUCAAAUAUACAAUCAAACUGAACCAAAUAGAAAAGUAAUGACAGUUUCAGGACGAAGUAUUAAAGUGCACGAAAAUUGGCAAAGUGAUGAGUUAGUGAAUGAUGUUUGCCUUCUAAAACUACCAGAAGAAGUUGAACUUUCAGAGAGCAUCGCAAUAGCUGAUCUACCAAGAGAUGACUCAAGAGAUUUCUUCAAUGAAAAUGUUAUUGCUUCGGGAUGGGGACUUGCCAGUGAUGAUUCCAAUACAAUUAGCCCAGUUCUGAAAUAUGCCAAAAUGAAUGUUAUAAGGAAUUUUAUUUGCAAUUUGUACUUUUUUGGUUCGAUAAAAGACACAAACAUUUGUACAAGUGGCAAAAAUGGUAUUUCAACUUGUAAUGGUGAUUCUGGUGGUCCAAUAGUAUUGGAUAAAAGUCCUGAAAAGAAUACCACAGUUAUUGGUAUAACAUCGUUUGGAGCUGCUCUGGGAUGUGAAAAAGGUUGGCCUUCAGUUUAUACAAGAGUUACUAAAUACCUUGGUUGGAUAAAGAAAAAUAUGGUUUGAAAAGUAAAAAGA